Molecule: messenger RNA, 1359 nt
Organism: Pecten maximus
Lineage: Eukaryota; Metazoa; Mollusca; Bivalvia; Pectinida; Pectinidae
Product: exosome complex component RRP40-like
Exons: 4
Coding region: 13-723 (236 amino acids)
Biological process (GO): CUT catabolic process; poly(A)-dependent snoRNA 3'-end processing; nuclear polyadenylation-dependent rRNA catabolic process
Cellular component (GO): nuclear exosome (RNase complex); cytoplasmic exosome (RNase complex)
Molecular function (GO): RNA binding
Source: RefSeq, a predicted model, not a curated record
UAUAGAUGUAAAAUGGUCGACCAUGUGGGAAAAGUGGUCCUUCCCGGGGAGAUCGUAACCGGUUUUAAGGCAUCUGAGAAAACAUCAAAAGUCAUUCUAGGCCCAGGGCUUCGACAGGAGACAGAAACGAUAAGAGCAACAAAACCAGGAAUUUUAAGACACAAAGAUCCCAAUGUUUAUUGGGUCGACAGUUAUCAAAAGAGGUACAUACCUGUCAGAGGAGAUACAGUCCUUGGAAUUGUUACAGCAAAAGCAGGAGAUAUCUUCAGAGUAGAUGUUGGAAGCAGUGACCAGGCUUCGUUACCCUAUGUAGCGUUUGAAGCUGCUACCAAAAGGAAUAGACCUGAUGUGAAGGUUGGAGAUAUAGUGUACUGUAAGUUUGUGGAGGCUAACAAGGACAUGGAGGGAGAGGUGGUUUGCAUAGAUAGCAGUGGAAAAAGUGGCGGCCUUGGGGUGAUUGGCAGGGAUGAAGGAUAUCUUUUCCAGGUUCCCAUCAACCUCACACGGAAAGUGCUCAGUCCAGAUUGUGACUUGUUCAGGUUGCUUGGUAAGAGCAUGCGUUAUGAGACUGCAGUGGGGAUGAAUGGUCGGAUCUGGGUGAAGGCCAAGACAGUUGUGGAAACAAUUGCCAUCACAAACGCUAUAUGUGCAUCUGAGUAUAUGACAAACAUGCAAAUAAAAAAUAUGUGUAAAAGACUGGCCGACUCUCUGGCAGGAUUCUAAAUAAUGUGUUAAAGACUGGCUGAUUCUCUCAACAGGAUUCUGAAUUCUGUGUAAAAGACUGGCCGAUUCUCUGGCAAGAUUCUGAAUUGUGUGUAAAACACUGGCCGAUUCUCUGGCAGAUUCUAGGAUUCUGUGUAUAUGAUUGACUCUAGCAGGAUUCUAGAUUCUGUGUAAAUGAUUGUCUGACUCUAGCAGGAUUUAAAAUUAUAUGUAAAUGUCUCAUUCAAUUCAAUAUGUCAUGUAACUAAUACAAGGCAGCCUAGAAUUUAAUGUCAAUAAUGUAUUGAAAAAAAGUUUUUCACUCUCAGAAUAUCAAAAUUAUUUGGAAAAAACAUGUUAUAUGGUAAAUCACUUCUUGGCUUGAAAGGAUGGAGGAAUAACAUUAUCAAUCAGUAGAACAUUUGAGAAGAUAUAAUAUAAGAGUCAAGAAUUGUCAUGGAGUCAGGGUCAAGGAAGUGACAGAUCUUCCUGCGGAGUGCGAAUGAGAGUUCAUAACCAUUUCCUAUUAUAAGUACAUUAUUCAUUGUUGAUAGUUUGUGAGAAAGUUCAGUUGCCUUGUGUAUGAUUGGCAAUUCAGUAUGUGUAAUUAAAAGUGUUAAUAAUUUGACUUGAUAAUAAAUAAUGUUACAGACUCUA